Molecule: messenger RNA, 777 nt
Organism: Rhagoletis zephyria (snowberry fruit fly)
Lineage: Eukaryota; Metazoa; Arthropoda; Insecta; Diptera; Tephritidae
Product: serine protease snake-like
Biological process (GO): proteolysis
Molecular function (GO): serine-type endopeptidase activity
Source: RefSeq, a predicted model, not a curated record
UUUGAGAGAGAAGACAAAACAUAUGAUUACAAAUGCGGAGGCAGUUUGAUAAGCGAAAAUUUCGUUAUUACAGCGGCACACUGUACCAAUAUAACGGGGGAAGUACCUACAAUAGCACGAAUUGGUGAUAUAAAUCUUAUGGUAGAUGAAAAACAUUUGGCGCCGCAAAUAUUUCCCAUACGAAGAAUAUACACACAUCCACAAUAUGACGGUGUUACUAAUUACAAUGACAUAGCGUUGUUGCAGCUGAAUACGAGCGUUGAAUUUACUGAGUUUGUUCGCCCAAUAAAACUUUGGACACAACCUAAAUUACCCCUCAUUACCGCCUUUGCCAUGGGCUAUGGCGCCACCUCAUUUGCGCGUGCGCCAACUCAACAACUCACCGACUUCAAUAUGACUCUUAUAGCGAAUGAUGAAUGCAAUCAGCUUUUGCCACAAUUGGAUGAGGUGCCGCGUGGCAUAAUUUCAAGUCAAAUUUGUGCUGAAGAUUUUGUAAUGCAUCGCGAUACUUGUCAGGGUGAUUCCGGCGGCCCGUUGCAGUACAACAUUAGAGGUAAACGACGCAGAAAUCGAGUGCAUUAUCACUUAAUUGGCAUCACCUCGUUUGGGCUACUAUGCCGCAGUCCAAAUCCGGGUGUUUAUACGCGCAUAUUUUCCUACCUUGAUUGGAUUGAGCGCACGGUCUGGAAUUCGUCUUAAAGCUCAAUGGGUUUAGACAUAGUUUACGUAACUUAACUUAAUUUAAUAUUUUGGCCAACCUGUUAUAUGUGAAAAUGU